CCCCAUGUUAGCAUCUAGUGGCUAGCUCGUUAGCAGCCACAGGGAACGAGGCAGCAGAGCACCGAGAGACCUGUUCAUCUGUUCCUCAGUCAGACACCACCACCACCCACCGGAGCCACAGACUGACUGUCCGCCCGGCCACUCAACUCGGUCAGUGAAGUCCAGAUGCAUGAGUCUGGGUCAGAACCAACAAGCCACAUCAUUCCAGCAAGUCACACAGAGAACGGGAAUAAUAGUGAGAAUGAAAUCCGAGUGAGGAGCAGUCAGACUCCUCCUCCAGAGGCACCAAGGUUUCCAGUGUCUUUAUCCAUGAUGACCCCACCAGCAGAGGCCCCACAGCAGUUACAACAGACGCCACAGCAGCAGGUCCUCAGUCCCCAGCAGCUCCAAGCGCUGCUCCAGCAGCAGAAAGCACUCAUGUUACACCAGCAACAAAUUCAAGAGGUCUUCAAGAAUCAGCAAGAGCAGCUAAAUAUCCAGCUGCUGCAACAGAAGAAUGCUGGGAUUGUUAGUCAAGAGCUGACAGCCCAGCAGAUUGCCAUCCAGCAGCAGCUCCUUCAGGUGCAGCAGCAGCAUCUCCUCAACCUGCAGAGACAAGGCCUGCUGUCUGUCUUUCCCACCAGCCCCAUUACACUCACAGGCUGUGAGAAUGGUAGCAUCCUGUGCGCUGGUGGAGACACCAGAGAGUCUUCCAGUCAACAAUCCACCACCAACGGUCAUCACGCUCUUCUGAGGAAAGAAAGUGGGUCGCUGGAUGAAAACACACAGAACAGCCACGCACUGUAUGGAAAUGGCAUGUGUAAAUGGCCUGGCUGCGAGACUGUCUUUGGAGACUUUCAGGCAUUUCUCAAACAUUUGAACGGUGAACAUAUACUGGAUGACAAGAGCACAGCACAGUGUCGUGUGCAGAUGCAGGUGGUCCAGCAGUUGGAACUGCAGUUGAAAAAGGACAAAGAGCGACUGCAAGCUAUGAUGGCUCAUCUAAAGUCCUCUGAACCCAAACCCGCAGCGCUGCCUGUGAAUCUGAUGUCGAAUAUAUCCUUCUCCAAGGCAACAUUGCCCAAAGGCCCUCCUCCUAUGAGUUUGUCUCAGAGUGCCACGGCGCCAUCCACACCCCUGACGCCGCUCUCUGAAUCCCCCUCAGUCCUCACUCCCAAUAGCAUGUUCACUGGAACCCCUGUAAGAAGGCGAUAUAGUCGCUCUGUGAGCCAAGGUAACGAUAUAGUUGAUAAUAAGGAGUUCUACUUGAGCACAGAAGUUCGACCUCCAUUUACAUAUGCGUCUCUCAUAAGACAGGCGAUAUUUGAAUCACCUCGCAACCAGCUGACAUUAAAUGAAAUCUACAACUGGUUCACAAGAAACUUUGCAUAUUUCAGGCGCAACGCAGCCACUUGGAAGAAUGCCGUCAGACAUAAUCUCAGCCUCCAUAAAUGCUUCGUACGUUUGGAAAAUGUGAAGGGAGCCGUGUGGACGGUAGAUGAGAUCGAGUUCCAUAGGAGACGGCCCCAGAAGGCUGCUGGUAAUGGGUCUCCGCUGAAGAACUCACAGAAUCUUCAGAGCCUAGCUGGGUCUGCUCUUCAGAGCGGCGGUCUCGACGGCAACAGCUCUUUCUACAACCCGGCCUCUAUGGGCAGCAUCCCGUUUCACUCCCUGCCUCACGUUCUCCAAGAGCAGAUGAACGGAGCCCUCGCUAACGGAUCCGGAUACCAAAGUGACAGCAGCGCGACGCAGUCCCCUCCGCAAGCUUUCAUUAAAGAGGAGCAGGAGGACGAGGAGAUAGGCGAAGGUUACCCCUACGAGUCUCCGGAGAGCACGGACGAGCACGGCCACAGCCCGGAGACGAACCACGACGAAGACAACGGCAGCCCGGAGAGGCUCAAUCUUCACUUCGAUCGCGUGCCUUCUCUCUGACUGUGAGGUCCAUAUCCUCCGCUCACAGCCCGUGUGACUUUGUGUUCCCAAAAAAACAACUGUUUCAUCUACGUAACCAAACAUUCUUCUUCUUCUUCUACUUCUUCUUCUUGGGGACAUUUUUAUCAGCAUUUCUUAUUUUAUUUUUUGUUCUAAAUCUAGCUCUCAAUUCUCUCUGUACAGUAGAGUGACACAUAAAAACGCAUCUGUUCAUGAUUUGUCUUAUUUUAUACAUAUAUGUGUGUACACAAAAGGACCAUGAUGAGCAGAGAAGCCAAAGGAAAGGGAACAUUGAUAGUUAGCACUUCAGAAAUGAAAAAUCCCCCCUACCCUCCUCCCCCCCUGUGUGUAGCUACUUUAUGCUAUGUUGGGGCCACACUACCUGAUUUUAUUUUAGUAGUCAUAAUAUAUAUAUACAAAUUUGUAGAGGUAAAAAAAAAAAAUGUUGCUUUAAAAAAUGUUCACUGCCAACAUGCUCUGAUAUAUUUGUAUUUAAGGUAUAAUCGAUUGAUCAAAAGUAGCUUCUUUAUACUUGUCGGUCUUUUUCACCCCUUCCACGAACAUUGCUGAAUUCGCUCUGAUUGAGCUUGUAAGAGUAGAAAAUAUAGAUUUACCAUUAUUGUAAACCGAUGCAUCUCUAUGGAUAAUAAAUCCCUCAUGAAAAAUGUG
Molecule: messenger RNA, 2580 nt
Organism: Sebastes umbrosus (honeycomb rockfish)
Lineage: Eukaryota; Metazoa; Chordata; Actinopteri; Perciformes; Sebastidae
Product: forkhead box protein P1-B-like
Exons: 16
Coding region: 166-1911 (581 amino acids)
Biological process (GO): regulation of transcription by RNA polymerase II
Cellular component (GO): nucleus
Molecular function (GO): RNA polymerase II cis-regulatory region sequence-specific DNA binding; DNA-binding transcription repressor activity, RNA polymerase II-specific
Source: RefSeq, a predicted model, not a curated record